GGAGAAAGGCGAAUCGACGCGUUUUGAUUGGCCGGCCGGGCAUCUCCAUGUGAUUUUCCCCCCCAUUCGACAUGGCGGCGUCCAUGGCGCAGCGAUUCCUGCACUUACUGCCCAGCUCCUUCCGAAGCGGCUACCGCCCCCUCCGAAAAACGCCAAGGCCGGGAAAGGAGAGGAAACUCAGUAGCUCUGCUGGGGUCCCGAGGCGCAGCCGGAACCUGCUGUACGAGCAUGUGCGUGAAGGCUACAGCGCGCGCCCCCAACUGGACAUGGAGAGGCUGUGCGCGCACCCAGAGGAAGCGGCGCGCGCCUUGGAGCACCGCAAGGGGGAGCUGAGACCCGCCGACCUGUCGGAGAUUAUUUCUACUUGGCAGUCCCUGGGAAGACUGAGGGAAGAGAUCCGAGCUCUGGAGGAGGAGAAGGCAGCUGUGGCCCAGAAGAUAAAAGCUCUAGUGGUCAGCCAGGACAAGGAUUUCCUCCAGCAGGAUCCCAUCUUUCAGAACGCCCGGGCCCAGGGCAGGGUGAUCCGGACACAGCUGGCCGGCCUCUAUGCCAACGAGGCCCAUCUGGAAGAGCUUUUCUACACGCGGGCUCUCCGACUCCCCAACCAAACCCACCCUGAUGUGCCUGUUGGUGACGAGAGCCAGGCCCGGAUCCUGGAGGUGGUGGGAGAGAAGCCAACCUUUGCCUUCCGGCCUCGGGGCCACCUGGAGAUUGGGGAGAAGCUGGAUAUCAUCCGUCAGAAGCGUCUGUCCCACGUUUCUGGGCAGCGAUCUUACUACCUGCGUGGUGCGGGGGCCUUGCUGCAGCACGCUCUGGUCAACUUUACCCUCAGCAAACUCGUCCAGAGGGGCUUCACAGCCAUGACAGUGCCAGACAUGCUCAGAGGAGCCGUGUUUGAGGGCUGUGGGAUGAGCCCCAAUGCCAAUCCCUCUCAGAUCUACAACAUCGACCCCUCCCGAUUUGAGGACCUCAACCUGGCAGGGACAUCAGAAGUGGGGAUUGCAGGAUAUUUCAUGGAUCACGCAGUAUCUUGGAAGGACCUGCCCAUCAGGGUAGUCUGUUCCAGCACCUGCUAUAGGGCCGAGACGAACACGGGGAAGGAACCUUGGGGGCUCUUCCGAGUCCACCACUUCAGCAAGGUCGAGAUGUUUGGACUGACAUGUUCAGGGACAGAGCACAGCUCGGGGCUGCUGGAGGAAUUUGUGUCCUUGCAGAAGGAGAUCCUGACAGAGCUGGGCCUGCACUUCCGAGUCUUGGACAUGCCCACCCAAGAGCUCGGCCGUCCUGCCUACCGCAAGUUUGACAUCGAGGCCUGGAUGCCAGGCCGAGGCUGCUUUGGGGAGGUCUCUAGUGCCUCAAACUGCACAGAUUUCCAAAGCAGGCGACUUCACAUGAUGUACGAGACAAAGACUGGAGAUUUGCAGCAUGUGCACACGGUCAAUGGGACAGGCUGUGCAGUACCGCGGAUCCUCAUCGCGAUCUUAGAAAACAACCAGCAGAAGGAUGGCUCAGUGCUCGUGCCUGGGGUCCUCCAGCCCUACCUGGGCACUGACCGGAUCUCCACCCCUACACACACCCACCUCCGAUACAUUGGUCCCAACCAGCCACGGUCCUCCUGAGCUUGUCCGCCUGCAUGUCCAGUCCAGUGACUAGGGGACACCUGCCCCAUCCCCACCAGUCCCUUCAGCACUGAAUGAAGCGGCAGGCACCGUCCGGCCACCAAAUGAAGGCUGCCAAUGAGGAAGCCCGUCCUUGCCUUACAGGGCUUGCUCACAGAGCAGGAGGCAGAGCUCAGACCCCCUCUGCUGGCCGCCUAGGGGAGGAAGAAGUUGGGGGGGGGUGACACUGUUCUGUCCCCUUUCCCCGUGGGCACAAUAAACUCCAGUGUGGCCA
Dromiciops gliroides (monito del monte) is the source of this 1893-nucleotide messenger RNA. It is a transcript of the gene SARS2, whose product is annotated as seryl-tRNA synthetase 2, mitochondrial. Gene Ontology annotation, molecular function: tRNA binding; ATP binding; serine-tRNA ligase activity. Gene Ontology annotation, cellular component: mitochondrion. The transcript has 16 exons. Lineage: Eukaryota; Metazoa; Chordata; Mammalia; Microbiotheria; Microbiotheriidae. Bases 72 to 1619 code for a protein of 515 amino acids. The record is from RefSeq and is a predicted model, not a curated record. Gene Ontology annotation, biological process: mitochondrial seryl-tRNA aminoacylation.